This is a messenger RNA of Aethina tumida (small hive beetle), 974 nucleotides long. Its product is annotated as alpha-tocopherol transfer protein-like. The coding region runs from base 108 to 887 and encodes 259 amino acids. Gene Ontology annotation, cellular component: membrane. NCBI's taxonomy places the organism in Eukaryota, Metazoa, Arthropoda, Insecta, Coleoptera, Nitidulidae. The record is from RefSeq and is a predicted model, not a curated record. Gene Ontology annotation, molecular function: phosphatidylinositol bisphosphate binding. The transcript is spliced from 7 exons.
UGUCAUGUUGUAAAAACAACGAAAGUUAUAAUAAUAAUGAAAAAUGAUGAGUAGCGAUUUAUGUUAGUCUCUUGUUUUAAUUGCUACGUCUAGUGAAUACAAGUAUUAUGGACAUUAUUAGUAUAAGUGAAGAAUGUGAUAACUUGGUUGAAUUAAAAAAAAUAGCUGUAGAAAAACAGCUGAAUAGAACAGAUGAGGAUUACUUAUGCCGGUAUCUAACAGGACAUGAAAAUAAUGUUAAAAGAUCUAUCAAUGCCUUGUGCAACUAUCAGAGCUUUGUUGAGAGACGUAGGGACACCUGGUUAAACAUUGACAAAACUAAACUUAGUACAAUUUUGGAAUCAUGUGUUAUUGACGUAUUAGAGAAUCAAGGUGAAUUAGAACAAAAAGUGGUUUGGAUCCGUUUGGAAAAAUGGAAUCCAGAACUAUUUUCAGCGGACGACAUUUUACAGAUAUCAGGUUUAAUUUGCGAGGCUAUUUAUUCAAAAGUUAAAAUUAUUAAAUUUAUUGAUAUUAUUAUGGAUCUGAAUAACAUCCAGUUUCAACAUUUAUAUGCUUUAUCGACGAAAUUUGCCAAAAGGAUGGUAUUUUUUUUAUCGGAAUGUUUACCAAUGAAGAUGUUGAAUAUAUAUAUUAUUAGACAACCAAAAUUAUUUUAUUUGCUUUACGCAGUAUUCAAGCCCUUCAUAUCAGAAAGAAUGAAGAAAGUGAUACACGUGUGUGGACACGAUUUUACAGUUUUAGUGGAAAAUAUUGGAGAAAAAAUUCUUCCACAGGAUUUAGAUGGAUGUGCAGCAGAAUCAUUACCGUCAAGAUGGCUCGAACAUUUAUAUAAAACAAGAACACAGAAAGAUUUACAGUUGUCCGGAUACCAAUUUUCAAGCUGAUUGAUUGAAAUAAGCAAAUAAACAUCGUCAUGAAUACAUGUGUUAAAAUGUUCUUUACAAAAAUGUAAUAAACAAAUAAAACAUACA